AGCACAGGAGUAAUUACAGGCAGCACAGGACAGGAGAGGUCUGUCUCCUCGCCUCCACUUCUUCUUCUUGACUUGACUCGAGUCGAGGAAUGUUCAAUCCAGGGGGAGGGAACGAACGCAACGCGGUCUCGACGCGAAAUUGGCUGCAGCACCUGACCUCACCUGAUAAGCGAGCAAGCAGCAUCUGUCGGACAGAUCGGAUCGGAUUCCCUUCCCUUCUCUUGUGUCGGAGGGAAGUAGAGGAGUCGAGGAAGAAGGCUCUCAAGAAGCAGCAGAGGAACCAAGAUGGGGAGCUACGCGUACAAGUACUGCAUGUGCUUCACCCGCAAGUUCCGAUCCCCCGACGCGCAGCCGCCGCCCGACGUCCGCGCCGCCCACCUCUCCUACUGUUGCAGCUCUGAUGGCCAUGGCCUCCGCCGCUUCCUCUCCCAAGUCCAGGGCGAGUCUCCCCCCGACGUCGACCGCAUCCUCGCCACCCUCGCGCCCACUUCGGCGGCUCACGGCAUCGCCCGCCUCGUCACCAGGUCGCCGGCGCCGGCGCCGCCCACGCUCGACGACUUCUUCGGAUUCCUCUUCUCCCCCGAUCUCAACCCGCCAAUCAACAACCAGGUUCACCAGGACAUGUCAGCCCCGUUGCCUCAUUAUUUCAUAUUCACUGGCCAUAAUUCCUACCUUACUGGGAACCAGCUCAAUAGUGACUCCAGCGACAUCCCAAUUAUAAAGUCACUCCAGAGAGGUGUUAGAGUCAUUGAACUCGAUAUGUGGCCAAAUGCUUCAAAGAACAAUGUUGAUAUUCUUCAUGGAGGGACAUUGACUGCCCCUGUAGAAAUGAUCAGAUGUUUAAAGUCCAUUAAAGAAUAUGCCUUUUGUGCAUCCAAUUAUCCCCUUGUUAUUACUCUUGAGGAUCACCUCACAGCGGACCUCCAAGCCAAAGUAGCUGAGAUGCUCACUGAAACAUUUGGAGAUCUUCUUUUCAUCCCUAGUUCAGACCCAAUGAAAGAGUUUCCUUCUCCAGAAGCUCUGAUGAAGAGGAUAAUCAUCUCAACUAAACCCCCACAAGAAUAUAAGGAGUUUCUCAAAGUCAAGGAUAAUCAGAAUGUCAGUGGAAACAUAGCUGAUUUGCCAGACCAAGGAAGCCUGAGAAGAAUAGAUUCAAAUGCUGAUGAAUCUGAUGGAAAGGAUGAACUAGACGAUCAAGAUGAGGAAGAUUCCGAUGAGGACGACCCCAAAUUUCAGCAUGAUACUGCCUGCGAGUAUAGGAAACUGAUCACCAUCCAAGCUGGAAAACCAAAAGGCCAUUUGCGGGAUGCGCUUAGGGUGGAUCCAGACAAAGUCAGGCGGCUUUCUUUGAGUGAAACACAGUUAGCUAAAGCAACAACUUCUCAUGGUGCUGAAGUCAUAAGGUUCACCCAGAAGAAUAUACUCCGAGUGUAUCCGAAGGGCACAAGGGUUAAUUCUUCUAACUAUGAUCCAAUGAAUGCCUGGGCUCAUGGUGCUCAGAUGGUUGCAUUCAACAUGCAGGGGCAUGACAAAGCACUGCGGUUAAUGCAAGGAUUUUUCAGAGCUAAUGGGGGUUGCGGGUAUGUUAAAAAACCUGACUUCUUGCUAACAACAGGUCCAAAUGGUGAAGUAUUUGACCCCAAGGCGAGUUUGCCAGUGAAGAAAACUCUCAAGGUAAAAGUAUACAUGGGCGAUGGGUGGCGCAUGGAUUUCAGUAAAACUCAUUUCGACGCCUUCUCGCCUCCGGAUUUCUAUACCAGGGUAGGGAUCGCUGGAGUGAAGGCGGAUAGUGUGAUGAAGAAAACACGGGUCCUGGAGGACCAGUGGGUGCCGGUGUGGGACGAGGAGUUCACGUUCCCGCUGACGGUGCCAGAGCUUGCCCUGCUGAGGAUAGAGGUGCAGGAGUACGACAUGUCGGAGAAGCACGACUUCGGAGGGCAGACGGUGCUGCCGGUGUGGGAGCUGAAGCAGGGCAUUCGUGCUGUGCCCCUGCACGAUCGCAAGGGCGGACCGGGAGCGGAGCGCUGCAGCCGGCCCGCAGCAGCAGCUGGAGCUCCUCCUCUGCAUUGCGUUCGACGCCUUCGUGCCUGCAAGCACAAAGGCGCCGAAUUUGGUAUCGCUACCAGACAGUCGAAUCAAUUCCAGCUUCUCAGGAAGGUAAUCGAUGGAAAGAGGGCAGAUUUCGACGGCUUCCUUUCCAACUUGGGCUUCGCAAAGGUUGGGGCACCGCCUCCCCCGGCAGUCAUCAUGGGUGCGGUCCCUGCCCCAGCACCGGUCAGCGACCAGGAGGAGGGUAGUGCUGGAAUCGGGGACAGUGAGGGGGUGGACAAUGCUAGUGGUUCACCACAGUCAGCACAGAAAUUACCUGCACGGCUGCUUAACAUCCCAUUGUCCAAUGUGGAGCGGCUGCGCUCAACACUAUCUGCAGUUUCGCUGACAGAGCUCAUCGAGUUGGUCCCGCAGCUGGUCAGCAGAUCAUCGAUAUCACCGGAUGGACACCCAGACAAGAAGAAACUUUUCUCUGUGCAGGACUUCUUCAGAUAUGCAAAAAUUGAAGGAAAGCGAUUCUUUGAAGAGUUGGACAGAGAUGGUGAUGGCCAAGUCACUCUAGAAGAUCUCGAAAUUGCAAUGAGGAAGAGACGGUUACCUAGAAGGUAUGCUCGGGACUUCUUGCGGCGUACCAGAAGCAACUUUUUUUCAAAAUCGAUUGGCUGGAAGCAAUUUCUAUCAUUGAUGGAACAGAAGGAGCCAACCAUUCUCCGAGCAUAUACCACGUUGUGUUUGAGCAAGUCUGGAACACUUCACAAGAAUCAAAUUUUGACUUCCUUGAAAAGUGCAGGCCUUCCUGCCAAUGAAGAUAACGCUGCUGCCAUGCUACGUUAUCUUAAUGCAGAUUCAGAAGGAUCAAUCUCAUAUGGGCAUUUCCGCAACUUCAUGCUUCUACUUCCUUCAGAACGCCUUGAGGACGAUCCUCGGAACAUUUGGUUUGAAGCUGCUACUGUUGUCGCUGUUCCCCCACCUGUAGAAAUAUCCACGGGAAGCGUUUUGAAGUCUGCUUUAGCUGGAGGCCUUGCUAGCGCUCUCUCUACCUCUCUGCUGCAUCCUAUUGAUUCAAUGAAGACACGUGUCCAAGCAUCUACGCUCUCAUUUCCAGAGCUAAUCUCACAGCUACCACAAAUUGGGCUUCGAGGACUGUACCGAGGUUCUAUCCCAGCAAUUCUUGGCCAGUUUUCAAGCCAUGGUUUGAGGACAGGAAUCUUCGAAGCAAGCAAGCUUGUAUUAAUUAAUGUUGCUCCAACACUUCCAGAGAUUCAGGUGCAAUCAAUGGCUUCAUUCUGCAGCACAGUCCUGGGAACUGCAGUCCGUAUCCCUUGUGAGGUUCUCAAGCAGCGUUUGCAGGCUGGAAUCUUUAACAAUGUAGGGGAGGCAAUUAUUGGCACCGUGCAACAAGAUGGCCUAAAGGGUUUUUUUCGUGGCACUGGGGCCACUCUUUGUCGUGAGGUUCCUUUCUAUGUUGCUGGAAUGUGCCUCUAUGCAGAAGCUAAAAAGGCAGCACAGCAUGUUGCGAAGAGAGAGUUGGAACCAUGGGAAAUUGUAGCAGUUGGAGCAUUGUCUGGAGGACUUGCAGCAGUUGUGACCACUCCCUUUGACGUUAUGAAAACACGGAUGAUGACUGCCCCUCCAGGCACGCCGGUGUCCAUGCAGACGAUAGUGUUGUCCAUCCUUGGAAAUGAGGGCCCCCUUGGGCUCUUCAAGGGUGCGAUCCCCCGCUUCUUCUGGAUUGCUCCUCUGGGAGCAAUGAACUUUGCAGGCUACGAGCUUGCCAAGAAGGCAAUGAUCAAGGAUGAGAGCUUGUCGACAGAGGAGAAGAAAACCAUGGUGGGUUCCAGAGGCUGACCUACGGUUCGCCUGGUUAACAUAUGAGGUGUGAAGAAACUGAAACCAUGCAACAGAAGUUUUUCUGCCCAUGUUGCAUUGAAGCAGUAGAAAAUCUGCUUUCCUUGUUGAUACUUAGGUUGUCAUAUUUUUCACCCCUCUGAAGAAAUUUUGCUGAAUUUCCAUUUCAAUAGGCUUUUGAGAUGGCUGUAUAGUACAGUAGAUGAGAAAAGGGCUAGAGAGGCUAGUGGCACAUGCUGGAGCUGUUCUUUUGCUGUCGCUUCUUGUUUGUUGUGUUGUUUGCUUACGAUGAUCCACAGCCGUCCUACUGUAAAUUCGCUGUUGUACUUACCCUGAUGAUCAUUUGGCUUGGACCUGACUGUUUUGGUGUUUGAAAUAGACUGAUAAAGUGACACGAAGAUUAAAUAACAAAGGGUGAUGUGAUAGAUGUUGAGGACA
Molecule: messenger RNA, 4335 nt
Organism: Setaria italica (foxtail millet)
Lineage: Eukaryota; Viridiplantae; Streptophyta; Magnoliopsida; Poales; Poaceae
Biological process (GO): lipid metabolic process; phosphatidylinositol-mediated signaling
Molecular function (GO): calcium ion binding; phosphatidylinositol-4,5-bisphosphate phospholipase C activity
Source: RefSeq, a predicted model, not a curated record